ACAAGUUUUCCCUGGUGUUAUGACACUCCCACACGAUGCUGAGUCUGAACCUGGGCUGUGUGCACAGCAAGACAGUCACCCUAUCCAGCAAGCUAUCUCUCCAGCCUUAAAUUUCAGUAAUAUCAGAGUACCACAAAUCUGCACAAGGUAGCUGCAUAUACACUUAGCUUGGGGACCCCCUGAAAGGGAAGCACAAGGCAAGAUGCCCUAACCUUCAACUUGGUCAUGAACUCCUGCUGAAAAAGGCCCUGUGAAUGCCGACUUGAUAAGACAGUUUCCUCCAGGGCAACUGGAGAGUUUGUGCAGGUGUUCAUGAUGUAGGGGAUAUGAGUGCAGGGCUGUCCUCAACGCCAGAGGUUAACACAUGCUUCAGAGUCCCGAGAUUUCUUACUUUUCGUUCUGGGCGGAGCCUCUUGGGUGUGGCUGUGACAGUGUUUCAGGUCACCACUACUAGCUUUGGUUCCAACGUGGCUUACACUUAAUUGCUACAGCUUGCAAUGUGCCGGUUCGCCAGUCUCCGGGAAGAAGCAGGGAUCACGAAGUGACCAGAGAGGAAGGACGCGAUCCCUCCGCCCACAGUGCGCCAGCCGGAAGGGGCAACCUCCCGCCCACCCCCCAGCAGCGGUCGCCCUCGGAGCCUUACAAACUCCGCGGGAGAGCUGUCUCGGAAGUGGUUCUGAGCUAGGGUGUUAAGUCUUCCCAGCCAGGCUCCGCCCUGGGGUUUAAACGUCAGCAGGCGCGGGCCCCCAGCCAGUCAGCGCCUGAAAGCUGGGGUUCCUUGGAGUCAUGUUUCCAGCCUGCGCUGUGCGCCUACGCGCGCUCCAUAUCCUGCGGGCUCCGCGGGGAGGCGUGCUCCCGCCGGCCGGGGAGCGGAGAGCUGCGCAGAAGUUGUUUUCUUCUGAGAAAGUCAUUCACAAGGAUCGUUCUCUUCCCAACUCCAGCUGGAACAGUGACCUCAAACUCAUGUUUGACCAGUUCAUGAAGAAAUGUGAAGAUGGCUCCUGGGAGCACUUACCUUCAUAUGGUAGCAGAUCAUCUCAAAUAGUUCAAUACUUCAAAGAAGUUUUUCUUGAAACAAAGCUGCGAAAAGAUGAACAGAUGUUGUCACAGGCCCGGCUGUUCACGAGGAGCUACGAGGAUGGCCUGGGCUUUGAGUAUGUUAUGUUCCAUAACGAGCAGGAGAAGAGAACCGUUUGCUUCUGUCAAGGAGGUCCUUACCUGCAGGGACCACCUGGAUUCCUUCAUGGAGGAUCCAUCGCCACCAUAAUUGAUGAGACCGCUAGCAUGACAGCAAUUAUAGCUGGGGGCAUCGUCAUGACAGUCAACCUGAACAUCAACUAUAAAAGGCCCAUCCCUCUUUGUUCUGUUGUUGUGAUUAAUUGUCAAGUUGAUAAAAUUGAAGGAAGGAAAUUGUUUAUUUCCUGUGAUGUUCGGAGCAUUGAUGAGAAGACCCUAUACUCAGACGCAACAAGUUUAUUCAUAAAGCUGGAUCCUAAUAAAAGUUUGACAUAAAGGAACUUCUGGUGAAUCCCAUACCAAUCAAUGAAAGACUCUCCCCCAGUAGAAGCUGUUCCCUGCUCUGCUCCCCGCCUGUUGAGUUCCCCUAGUAGGAUGGGGUCUGCUAGCACUGACCUCCUGAGCAAGAUUUUCAAAUAUAACUCAAGGAACUUCAUGUGGAGAGGAAUAAAAUGUCAUAUUGGA
This is a messenger RNA of Erinaceus europaeus (western European hedgehog), 1701 nucleotides long. It is a transcript of the gene THEM4, whose product is annotated as thioesterase superfamily member 4. The coding region runs from base 787 to 1512 and encodes 241 amino acids. Lineage: Eukaryota; Metazoa; Chordata; Mammalia; Eulipotyphla; Erinaceidae. The record is from RefSeq and is a predicted model, not a curated record. The transcript has 6 exons.